GGGGCGGAGCUACGGACUGACGCUACGUCUCAGCCUCGGAAAUGGCAAGUGACAGAGGAUGAGGAAGACGGCUCUAAAGUUUCCUGCCUUCCAGUUGUCAUCGCUGCUAACAACAUCACACAACUCCGACAUCGUUUUGUUUUAAUUUAACUGCGUUUCUUUCGUUUCGUUUUUCUGCGUUGCUAACUACGAGUGGCCGUUUUCCGCGUGAAGCUGAAGUCGGAAGUAAGUGGGGAAAAAAAAAUACGCCAGAAGUUUGUUCGACUUGAGUUGAGCGGUAGAGUCGCCGAUAAGGAGAAGCAAUGACGAACAGAGAGGACGAAUAUGACUACCUUUUUAAAGUGGUGCUGAUCGGAGAUUCUGGCGUGGGGAAGAGCAACCUGCUGUCUCGCUUCACCCGCAACGAGUUCAACCUGGAGAGCAAGAGCACCAUCGGAGUGGAGUUCGCCACGCGCAGCAUCCAGGUGGACGGCAAGACCAUCAAGGCCCAGAUCUGGGACACGGCUGGACAGGAGCGGUACCGAGCCAUCACGUCUGCCUACUACCGCGGUGCGGUCGGAGCCCUCCUGGUCUACGACAUCGCCAAGCACCUGACCUAUGAGAACGCUGAGCGCUGGCUGAAGGAGCUGCAGGACCACGCAGACAGCAACAUCGUCAUCAUGUUGGUGGGCAACAAAAGUGAUCUGCGCCACCUGAGGGCCGUGCCCACGGACGAGGCCAAGAGCUUUGCAGAGAAACACGCGUUGUCCUUCCUGGAGACGUCAGCAUUAGACUCAUCUAAUGUGGAGCUGGCUUUUCAGACCAUUCUCACAGCCAUCUACAACAUCGUGUCUCAGAGACAGAUGUCAGGACACAGCAACUCCGACUUCUCACCUGCUUCCAACGUCGUCCCCAUCACAGUCGAGCCCACCCAGAGCUCGUCCAGCAAGGGGUCCUGCUGCCAGAACAACUGAGACUUUGAGCUCCUCCUUCACCUCGGUGGAGAGACCACCAGAUAGACAGACAGACGGACAGUGGAGAGACAGGUAGUGAUGUACUCAGGGUUUGAUCUGUUAUCUGGAGGAGGGGAGUAAAUGAGGGACAGUAAAUAAAUGUAGAAGAGUAUCCAGGAUGUGUGAUGAGGGAGGAUUAAUCAGGGGAAACAAAGCAGGUCAGGUGUUUUCUAAACAAGUCGUUCCACAGCUACACCAUCAGAAGUGAUUCAGUCCAACAUUAAGUUAAAUAAGAUCCAUUUUUAAAUCUCAUUCUGUCUUUUCAAACUGUUGUUUUACAAAAAGGUGAAUGCUUCCUUUCUGUUUUUCACUGCUGGGAUAUAAAACUCCACUUCAGAAGACUGAAUCACACCAAAACACUUCCUGUUCCUCAAACUAAAAUAUUCAGAAAAUUGUCCCUUUUUUCAUUGUAUUUAUUGAACACUAAAUUAUCUUGCUUGGCUAAAAGGUUUGCUUGAUUUUUCCACACUAAUCGCCUCACUUUAAAGGAAUACAAUACACCUUUCUUUCUGAUGAUUUAGCCUAUGUGGAGUCAGUUUUUCUACGUGCACAUGUUGGAAUUUGGUCAGCUUUGCUCCAGCAGGCCUCCCAGAGCAAUAACACCCCCUCCCCAAAAGUGACGAGUGAUUUCUGAUGGCUUUAGAUCUGUUUGGAAGGCUCUUCUUCUCUCCGCACUUUGUACGCCGCAGAUGAGUCGUGCUCCUGCGAGCUUUAGCAUUUAGCAUUAGCUGGAGAUGUGACGGGAUGGUUGGUGGCUGGGUUAACUGCAGUAGGACGGCAGCGUCGACCCGGCUCAUGACCGUUUCGCCCUUUUUCCUCUGAUCCCGGGAAAGAUUUGGAAAUUGGUUUAAAUGCAUGGACAAGCCCGUACUGCUGCCUGCCACCUGGGAUGAAUGGAUGGGUGGGAUAAUAUUUCAGGGGAUGAUAGCGAGGGCACUCAGCCCUGCUCCUGUGGUCUGCCAUGUGCCCGGAUGGCUUGUUUUACUGUAAAUGAAAUCCUCCACUGCCUGCUCACCUACUCCUGUCUCUGUCUCUGGAUCAGGACUCUCUGUCUUCUGGGAUCUCCCUGAGGUCUGCCCUCACUUUCACUUGUCUUUAUUUCCUGUCCGAGGGGUGGGGUUGUGUUAGCAUCAAAUAGUUUACUAGAUGAAGAACGGGAGAACGGAGCGUAGCGUUAGAGGGGAGCUUGAUUAAAUCCAAAGGUUCUGGACUCAGAUGGUGUUUAUCCUGCUGAUGUGUCUCCACAUCAACACACACUUCUGUUCACUUCACAACUGGGUGGUGUAGGUUAGGACUUUUUAAACUUUUAUUUGAAUAUAUGUAUAUUUGGACUGCACAUGUACAAAUAAAUUGUUUGUUAUAGCUCAUCUCUUACGUCUCUUCAGUUUCAAACAAGCAGAUUUGACUCUUGUGAUUCUUCAUCACCCAAUAUUGACAUGGCUGUACUAAAACCUCUAAUGUCCAGUGUAAUUUAAGAUGUAAAGUGCUGUACAAUGAUAUUCUUCUGAUUACUGAUAUUAAAUAUUAAUAGUCA
Molecule: messenger RNA, 2526 nt
Organism: Austrofundulus limnaeus
Lineage: Eukaryota; Metazoa; Chordata; Actinopteri; Cyprinodontiformes; Rivulidae
Gene: rab11al
Product: RAB11a, member RAS oncogene family, like
Exons: 5
Coding region: 303-953 (216 amino acids)
Molecular function (GO): GTP binding; GTPase activity
Source: RefSeq, a predicted model, not a curated record